Aedes albopictus (Asian tiger mosquito) is the source of this 2186-nucleotide messenger RNA. RefSeq names its product polyserase-2-like. The coding region runs from base 282 to 2174 and encodes 630 amino acids. The record is from RefSeq and is a predicted model, not a curated record. Gene Ontology annotation, molecular function: serine-type endopeptidase activity. Gene Ontology annotation, biological process: proteolysis. Lineage: Eukaryota; Metazoa; Arthropoda; Insecta; Diptera; Culicidae. The transcript has 3 exons.
UUCGACAGUACGCAGGCGAUCAACUCCAAUGCCGUUGGAAAAAAUACAAAUAUAGCGUAGAUGAAAUCGAACGUUCCCUGUACUGGCUUCCAGUUUGUACUCAAUGUAUGAUUCAGCAUGCUAACAGUUAUUUUUGUGGCACCAAACGGACAGCGUCUCGCGAGCUGCAUGCUGCUUUUAGCGAAAGAGAUUCAGCAAGACGUCAUAUAUAAAUAUCGCAAUGAGUCGUCCCGUAUCAGUUCUUCAGUUAGGGCAAUCCGCGUCUGUCGCAUUCGAUAAGCAUGGGUUUGUGUUUGAAAGUGUUUGUUUGCCUAUCGAUAGCCAUUUCGUCUACAGUGGGGCAACCACGUCCUGAAGAGUCUUAUUUCGAAGAUCGUGUUCCGGUGGGAUACUUUUCGCGUUCGAAUUUAGACGAUUGUCGGAAUCGAUUUCACGAUGGUAUAACUAGGGAUCAGUGUCUGGUGUUUGGCGGAACACGCGCUAACGCGACCGAGUUUCCCCAUAUGGCCGUUAUCGGCUGGACAGACCAAAGUGGUGGAACGCGUAUCGCGUGGAAGUGCGGCGGGUCGUUGAUAACGAAGCGGUUUGUCGUGACGGCGGCGCACUGUGCAGUGGAUGAGCAAAACAACGCUCCCAGUGUGGUGCGGUUCGGUGACGUGAAUUUAGCCUCUGACGAAGACGAUGAGUAUGCGCAACAGCUGAAAAUUGUUCGAUUCAUUCGACAUCCGCAGCAUCGCUUCAGCAGCAAGUACAAUGAUAUUGCGUUGAUCGAACUGGAGAAAGAGGUCAAUCUGACCACGGGUGUUUGUCCAGCUUGCGUUUGGAUUGAUUCUUACUUCCCGUAUGAUGCUUUCGAUGUGGCAGGUUUUGGAGCUACUGGUUACGCCGAACAGGGUAGCCCAUAUUUACUGAAAGCUCAGUUGAAGACAGAAACCACAGAACACUGUACCGAAUAUUUCGAAUCAACUCGAGGCCUACCAAACGGAAUCGCAGAUGACCAAUUGUGUGCCUCAAACAUCGGGAUGGAUACCUGUCAGGGGGACUCAGGAGGUCCGCUGCAAAUAACACUGCACACCUAUAAUCGAAAAGUCGCUACGUUGGUUGGCGUGACUUCAUUCGGAAAGAGUUGCGGCUUUGGAUCGAUCGGUGUUUACCAGAAGAUACAGCCCCACAUCCCGUGGAUAGAGUUGAUUGUUGGAGAAACGUUGGACCCACUGGAGUGCGCAAGAAUGUACGAAGACUACAGAAUGGGAUAUCUACUUGGACCAGAGUGUUCAGUAGAAAACCCUCCAGCUAACCGGGUUGAGCUUCACUGGGAGUAUGGAGUACACAGCUCUCGAUGUGCCGGAACACUGAUCGAUUACAAUACAGUCGUCACAUCAGCAAGCUGUACCAUGGACUCGGCAGGCAAAGCGCCACAAUUCAUCACAAUUUUAGGACAAGCAGUGAACAUAACCGAAGUUAGACGUCAUCCUAACUAUACGCCGGGAUUAUCACAGGACAACAUUGCUCUUAUAAGACUGAAAUCAUACGUGAAGAUAAACUCAGAUAUUGCUCCGGCUUGUCCAGCAUCCGGCUCAUUCGAUUAUGGCUUGAACUCCUUCAGAAUACUGCGUAACACAACCAGCAACACCAGGGACCACAUGUUUCUCCCAGUUCGACAUAAAUGUAACGAUUCGAGCGUUAAUAUGGACUGUUGGGAUGCAAAUUACCGCCUUAUUCCAGGACUGUGUAAAGUCGAUGAAGGAGGGCCAUUGCUCGAUCGCAGUCACUCCACUCUACAGGGUAUCAACGUUGAACCGGGCGAAUGCGGAUCUUACCAUCCGCUAACCGUGCUCAAACUUGACUCCUACAUGGCGUGGAUAGUAUCGUUUGUGCUCGACCGAUCGGUCACUCCAGAACCGCCCAUUACCUUUCCAGAGGAUGACACUUCUUCAUUGUUUUUCAAGCCGUGCAGCACACGGGAUGGAGCAGAAGGUGUUUGCCUUAGUCAUUGGGGUUGUGGUGCGGAAGUCGAGCGGCAGAAACGGAACCGGACUGGUGUGACCAUGUGUGGGUUCGAGGGGGAUGUGGGGUUCAUUUGUUGUCCAAGAGACAGUGUCGGGAAGGUACCUUUGGUGAUACCACCACCUCCGUUGAUACCUUUGAUUGAUCUGGUACAAAUAAAACCUUGAGUUGGUUAUAAA